UGAAGAAUAAUUUGGUAUGCGCUUUUAUUGCAAUUGCAUGAAAACAGAUAUUAUUGUGGAUAACACAAUUUCUUUUUAUUCGAUAAAUUGUAUCACACCUUUGCUUUUUUAACUGAAAAUUACAGCGAUUGCAAUGAAUAUAUUUAACACUCGGCGGUUGUUGUUUUUCAUCUGGAUUAGCAGCCAUCAGUCAGUGAUGCAGUGCUUUGAGUUGGGCAAGUGGUUUUCGAUUCCUGAGUUCCAAGGAUACCAGUACACUGUAACCAAUGAGAAUGAGACAUAUGAAGAAUGCAAGAAGAACUGCUUUGAUAAAUACAACGGAUCUCUUGCUAAUCAACAAGCCGAUUUUGUGCAAAAUUUAAAAACGGCUUUCAAGAUGUUCCAUCUGAUGAAACAUGAAGUAUAUGUUGCGUGGACAGAAGCUAACCAAACAUGUGGACACAUUACAGUAACACAAACUGAGGUAUCCUUAUUACCAACUGAAAACUGCUCGAGUCCGGCACACUGCCUCUGUGAACAAUUGUUUCCAAAUACAGAGUUGGAAAAGUGGUUCUCGGUACCCAAGUUCCAAGAAUACCAGUUCAUAGUAACCAAAGCAAAUGGGACAUAUGAAGAGUGCAAAAAGACAUGCAUCAGUAAAUACAACGGAUCUCUUGCUAAGCAAAGAGACAAUUUUUUACCAAACUUGAAAACCGCUCUGUUGGCAACUCGCAUGCAUUUUUUCGCGUGGACAGAAGCCGAAGAAACAUGUGGAAUGAUUAUCGCAAUACCAACUAACGUAUGGGCGUUUAGGAAUGCUAGCUGCUCCUCACCGGCAAACUGCCUUUGCGAACAAUUAAUAACAAGCACAGAGUCACUGCCAGGAUCAACACUGCCCGACUUGAAUCAGAGCACAUGGAUUCUGGACAAUCUCAACGAGUAUUUCGUCAGCUACUACAAGUCCACACUCUUCCAAGCACGUGCAUUCUGCAAGACGUUGAACGCGACACUCGUGGCUUUUAGAGAUGUUGCUCAGUACUUGAAGCUAAGCGGCAGAAUCCAACUCCAUGCGGCUGAAUAUUGGGUCGAUGACGCCAUGCCUGUUAACAACUCUACGUGUCUGAAGUUGAACACCUUUAAAGGCAUUCUACAGUCACGUGACUGCAGUGAACUGGCAUACAGUAUCUGUAACAGAUUUGCAUUCCAAUACAACAUUUCACAGGUUCUGGAGCGACCAGCGUUUGUUCAGAUGAUUCGAGAGAUGACAGUAGUAAAAAACUCGACGUCAAUGGCAGCGAGGAAACUGACGUCUGCUGAAGACAAGAGGACCGUUGCUAAGGUCAGCGGAACUGUCGCCAUUUGCAUGAUGGCGGGAACAUUUUUCAUUAUCUUCUUGAGCGAUUUCUCGAGGAUUCUGAGAACAGUUUUUAAUUAGAAAUACAAAACAGACACAAAUUAUUUCCGAAGAGAAAGCUUCAUUUUCUGAUUACAUGACUGGUAGAUAUUAAAUAUUAUAAACACAAGAUUAGUAAAUAAAACAAUGCUGCCACAAUGCUUUAUCCAUGUAUUACUUGCUAUGCAUUUUUAUAUGUCUAGCCCAUGCCUUUUUAGUCCAGUGGCUUCUAAAACAUUAAUAGCAAAGGCGGAGUCACGUUGUGAUGAUGUAUAAUUCAUUUACUCUUUGAAAUGUAUUGAUAAAUGCGUUAAAUUAUAUGAAGGCACGUUGUGGACUUAAUCUUCGAUAAGCCCAAAGCGUUCUUCAGAGGUUCCUGGUAGCGAUACUAAUAAACAGUGCUACAUAUACUCUGAAAUCCGGAAAAGCACUGGAUAUUUCCCAUAGCAAAGUCAAAGUUGACACUGAUUUCGUACAAUAAUAUUCAUUAAUCAAUGAUUAAAAAUAAUGUAUUUACUAUACAUCCCCAUUCUGUUUUCUUUCUUUGCUCAUGUAAAAAUCAAGCUGGCAUACAUGUUUUCGUCGCAUAUAUAUGCAUAAAAUAUAAACAUUUAUAACUAA
Dreissena polymorpha is the source of this 1993-nucleotide messenger RNA. RefSeq lists its product as uncharacterized. The record is from RefSeq and is a predicted model, not a curated record. The transcript is spliced from 6 exons. Bases 134 to 1414 code for a protein of 426 amino acids. NCBI's taxonomy places the organism in Eukaryota, Metazoa, Mollusca, Bivalvia, Myida, Dreissenidae.